This is a messenger RNA of Ipomoea nil (Japanese morning glory), 1470 nucleotides long. RefSeq names its product E3 ubiquitin ligase BIG BROTHER-like. NCBI's taxonomy places the organism in Eukaryota, Viridiplantae, Streptophyta, Magnoliopsida, Solanales, Convolvulaceae. The transcript has 8 exons. The coding region runs from base 405 to 1142 and encodes 245 amino acids. Gene Ontology annotation, biological process: protein ubiquitination; negative regulation of organ growth. Gene Ontology annotation, molecular function: ubiquitin-protein transferase activity; ubiquitin conjugating enzyme binding. The record is from RefSeq and is a predicted model, not a curated record.
CUAUCUGUCUGUCUGUAUGAGAAUCAUCUUUUUUUCAUUCUUCUAUCUUUAAAUGCUUUUUACUCUUUUUCUUUGAUCGAUCAACCGAUUCGAUUCGGUUGCGCCAAGCUUCUUCUUCUUCUUAGUUUGUAUGCUUUCUCGAGCCUCAGAAUUCUCCAGAUACACCACCUCCAACGGUUAACUCGUCGUUUUCCCGUAAAUGUGGAUUGCAAGAAUUUGCCAGGGAUGAUAAGGUAUCUUGAUAGAAAUUGCAGUCCUCUGUGCUGAUGAUCUGCUUCUGCCUGUUGGCAAGAGGAUACCGUUGGAUGUGAAUUUUAUGCGUUUGGGUUUCGACUCUUAUGUUGCUCGUUUCAUUGAGUGGAUUUAAAGAGGUGAUUGUGUUUCAUAUUUAUAAUUGAUUCAAGAUGAGCUGGAACCCUCAGAUGGAAUUUCAUUACCCAAAUUCUGCCAUGCCUUACAACUCCAUUGGAAGCUUCAUGGAUUUCUUUGGAGCCAUGACCUAUGACCAUGUGAACUAUAUCUUUGCCGAUGCUUCAUAUGCUCCAGAGAGUCUUUACCCUUCUGUUUAUACCAAUCAAUACAAGUUCGGGUUCUCUGAAGCUGGGAAUUUCUGUUAUUAUGAUUAUAGUCAUGACCAUGUUUUGAACAAUCAAGUAUCUGGAAAUGAGGUGCAAGAUCGACAUCUAGAAAACCCUUCAACGGUUGCUGAAAGUGAGUCUGUAGCAGCAGAUAUGCACCAACAAGAAAAUUUGGGUGCUAAUUCCAUGGAAUCAGGUCCUCGAGGUCAUCAUAAUACUCGUGUCAAUGAGGUUGUUUGGCAAGACAAUAUUGAUCCCGACAACAUGACCUAUGAGGAAUUGCUUGAAUUGGGAGAGGCAGUUGGAACUCAAAGCAGAGGUCUUUCUCAAGACCUCAUCUCUUUGCUUCCCGUCACAAAGUUCAAACGCGGCCUAUUCUCAAGAAGGAAAUCAAGAACCGAAAGGUGUGUGAUCUGCCAAAUGGAAUACAAGAAAGGCGAUCGUCAGAUCACUCUUCCAUGCAAACAUGCCUAUCACAAAGCUUGUGGCAGCAGAUGGCUCAGUAUCAACAAAGCAUGCCCGAUAUGUUACACAGACGUGGUGAUCAAAGCGCCAAAGCAGUAAAGGUUUUCUAUUUAUAAACAUAGGGCGACCGGAUCGGAUUCAUCUUCUCUUUAUUCAAUCUUACUGUAGCUUUAAUUUCCCAUCCCUUUACAUUUCCUCUACAUUAUCUUCCUUUGCUGUUAACCUUUCAUGUUAACAUAUGGAGAUUUAGCUUAGUUGAUGACUUGAUGUUAGAAGAAGAAGUGUGUUGUCAGAAUUCUUUUGUGUUGUUUAGAGCUUGCAAUUAAUAUAAUGCUGGUUUACAUGCAAGUAUUGUUUCAUGUGUUUCCCCCUAUUGUAAGAUGACUUCCUUGAAGGCAUAAUAGCUGUAAAAUUCUUUACCUUAUAA